UUACCCUUAUGCUGUUCGCGCUGCUGCUGAUCAGCGCUGAAGCGAAGAGGUCUCGCCGAAAAAUCUACCGGGUCAACCUGCAAAGGGACACGAAUCACCGGAGGAUAUUGAGGAAUUUGGGCCACCAAAGUUUGAUGGUCAGAAGUAAACUGAGGCACGCAACGCAAGCGAAGCUGGAGACUGCCAUAUCGUCCACGUUCACGUCCACCUCAUCAAGUGGAGCCACAGAGACGCUCACAAAUUCAUUCAAUACGGAAUACUAUGGCAAAGUGGCCAUUGGUGGCCAGACCUUUGAGGUGCUCUUCGACACGGCCUCGGCCAACCUGUGGGUGCCGUCCGUGCAGUGCACCCAGAGUGUGUGCCUGCAGCACAAUCGCUACAAUUCGAGUCGCUCCAAGACGUACGUGGCCAAUGGCACCGCCUUUCAGAUCCAGUACGCCACCAGGGAUGAGGCGGUCAUCUUGCAGGGAUUUCUCUCCACGGACAACCUGAUGAUUGCCGGACUGACGAUCCAGAAUCAGACCUUUGCCGAAAUCACUUCGUUGCCCGAGAGCGUCUUCAAUCGGUCGAACUUUGAUGGGAUUUUCGGGCUGGGUUUUCCCAGCAUAUCCAUCGGAAAUGUGAACCCACCGCUGUUUAACCUUUACGAACAGGGACUGAUCGCUGAACCGUUGUUCACACUCAUCCUCAACCGGAAUGCCUCGGAUCCGAGUAACGGGGGCAGGCUGCUACUCGGCGGCACCGAUCCCACGCUCUACAGCGGCUGCCUCACCUACGUGCCGCUCUCCAAUGUCGGAUACUGGCAGAUAACCGUCACCGGCAUCAGCCUGGACACUGCAUCCGAUCUCUGCGCCAACUGUGAGGCCAUCAUCGAUGCUGGAACCUCGCUGAUUGUCGUUCCGUCUACCACUCUGGCGGCCAUCAACACGAGAUUCGGCAUCACGGAAGCCGACAAGAGGGACGGCGUGUAUACCAUCUCCUGCGACAAGGUCUCCGCCCUGCCGGAUCUGACCUUCAACAUUGGACGCACCGACUUUACCCUGCCGGCCACCAGCUAUAUCCUCAACUACGAUGGAACCUGUGUCUCGGGCUUCACCAGUCUUCCCGAUGGCGGCGAUGAUCUGACCAGCCUCUGGGUGCUGGGCGAUGUCUUUCUGGGUCCCUUCUACAUUGAGUUUGACAUGGAGUACAAACGCAUUGCCAUUGCUCGCAAAUUGUAAAUCUUUUUAAUCUAUAACCUAUAAUAAUCAAAUUAUUUCUAACCAAAUUACUUGCAU
Molecule: messenger RNA, 1277 nt
Organism: Drosophila obscura
Lineage: Eukaryota; Metazoa; Arthropoda; Insecta; Diptera; Drosophilidae
Product: aspartic proteinase A3
Exons: 1
Coding region: 9-1220 (403 amino acids)
Biological process (GO): cell death; proteolysis
Cellular component (GO): lysosome
Molecular function (GO): aspartic-type endopeptidase activity
Source: RefSeq, a predicted model, not a curated record